This is a messenger RNA of Hordeum vulgare subsp. vulgare (domesticated barley), 1984 nucleotides long. RefSeq names its product carotenoid 9,10(9',10')-cleavage dioxygenase-like. The coding region runs from base 117 to 1784 and encodes 555 amino acids. Gene Ontology annotation, molecular function: carotenoid dioxygenase activity. NCBI's taxonomy places the organism in Eukaryota, Viridiplantae, Streptophyta, Magnoliopsida, Poales, Poaceae. Gene Ontology annotation, biological process: carotene catabolic process. The transcript has 14 exons. The record is from RefSeq and is a predicted model, not a curated record. Gene Ontology annotation, cellular component: chloroplast stroma.
CCGUGCCGUCCCUCCCUCUUCUACUCUCCCAACCCAAGUCCGAGCCAACGCGGACUCUCUGCCUGCCGAGCAUCAUCUAUACAAUACAAGCCCAGGGAGCCAGCUAGCCGGUGAUCAUGGGAGAAGCAGCAGCGGCCAUGGAAGAUGCCCAGAGGAAGGGGUUGGCGGUGGUGGUGCCGGCGCCGCGGCCGCGCAAGGGGGUGGCGUCCUGGGCGGUCGACAUGCUGGAGCGGCUCGCCGUCCGCCUCAGCCAUGGCAAGAAGGCCGAGCCGGUCCCCUGGCUCUCCGGCAACUUCGCCCCCGUGCCGGACGAGACCCCGCCCGCCGCCGGCCUCACCGUCCGCGGACACCUUCCGAAGUGUUUGAAUGGAGAAUUUGUCAGGGUGGGGCCUAACCCCAAGUUUACCCCCAUUGCAGGGUAUCAUUGGUUUGAUGGGGAUGGAAUGAUCCAUGCAAUGCGUAUUAAGGACGGAAAAGCUACAUACAUAUCAAGAUACGUGAAGACUUCUCGCCUUGAGCAAGAAGAGUAUUUUGGUGGACCAAAGUUUACCAAGAUUGGAGACCUGAAGGGUGUUUUGGGGUUGUUUAUGGUUCUAACGCAAGAACUUAGGAAGAAACUCAAAGUCUUAGAUGCUACUUAUGGAAUUGGAACAGCUAAUACUGCUCUUAUAUACCAUCAUGGCAAACUCAUGGCCCUGUCAGAAUCAGAUAAACCUUAUGUUAUUAAGAUCCUUGAAGAUGGAGACUUGCAAACUCUUGGGUUGUUGGAUUAUGACAAAAGGUUGAAACACCCUUUCACCGCUCAUCCGAAGGUUGAUCCAUUUACAGAUGAAAUGUUCACCUUUGGGUACUCACAUGAACCUCCUUAUUGUACAUACCGAGUCAUCACCAAGGAUGGAAUUAUGCUUGACCCCGUGCCAAUAACAAUACCGGAAUCUGUAAUGAUGCAUGACUUCGCCAUUACAGAGAACUACUCCAUAUUUAUGGACUUGCCAAUGUUUUUUCGACCAAAGGAAAUGGUGAAGAAUAGUGAAUUUAUUUACAAGUUUGAUCCUACAAAGAAAGCUCGUUUUGGUAUACUCCAACGCUAUGAAAAGGACGAAAAAAACAUCAGGUGGUUUGAGCUCCCCAAUUGCUUCAUAUUCCACAAUGCUAACGCAUGGGAAGAGGGCGAUGAAGUUAUUUUGAUCACGUGUCGUCUCAACAACCUAGAUUUGGACCAGGUGAAUGGUAACCAAAGCGACAAACUUGAGGACCCCGGGAAUGAGCUGUACGAGAUGCGAUUCAACAUGAAAACUGGUGAUGCUUCGCAGAAGCAAUUGUCUGUCUCUGCCAUAGACUUUCCUCGAAUCAAUGAGAGUUAUACUGGCAGAAAGCAACAAUACAUCUAUUGCACGAUACUUGACAGCACCGUGAAGGUGAGUGGCAUCUUGAAAAUGACCGGCAUCAUAAAAUUCGACCUACACGCCGAGCCAGAGAGCAGCAAGGAGCAGCUUGAAGUUGGGGGGAAUGUGAGGGGCAUAUAUUACCUGGGGCCUAGUAGAUUUUGUUCAGAGGCAGUCUUCGUGCCCAAGGAGCCUGGUGUUUCACACGAAGAAGAUGAUGGGUACUUGAUAUUCUUUGUCCACGAUGAAAAUACAGGGAAAUCUGAAGUAAAUGUGAUUGAUGCGAAGACGAUGUCUGGUGAUCCAGUUGCAGUUAUUGAGUUGCCAAAUCGGGUUCCUUACGGAUUCCAUGCCUUCUUUGUCAACGAGGAACAACUAGGACAUCAAGUAGAGCGGUGAAGAGUGAUAAGAAGGAAGCAUUAGAUGAAGAUUUUUUUUGUAAUGAUGUGUGUGAUGCAGUAUCUUUCUAUGUGCCAGAUCAGCUGGUUGUGAGGGGUUUCACUUGGUUUUUCGUCAAUUAACUGGGCAAAUAUCUUCUUCUUCAUUAAUGAAAAUGGCAGGUAUUUUGCCUUGUUAAGAAAAUAUAUAAAGGAAGUACC